GCUUCAUUACAUUUUCACCCUUUUUCACAAGCGAAUACAAGUCAUACACUGCACACGUUUGAUCGGGCAGUAAGAAGAUGACUUAUUUAAUCUGGUCGAAGCUAUUACUUAUAACUUAUCUUUGUCUUUUAUGGAACAACUUUGUCAAUGGUCAAGAGUUGGCAGAGGGUUCUCUUAUGUUCAAUCGAUUAAUCCCUCAUACAGGACACACCCAGAUAAUCUAUGAUAAUGAAGAAUUAGAUACUGGUUUUCCUAAUUGCAGACGUCAGCCCUUGCCACGACUUGGUACCGAAAUUAAAAGGGUGCAGAUUACAAAAGCAUAUAUCUGUGCAAACGGACUGAUGAAAUUUGACAAUCGGUUUUAUGAACCAACACCACGGAAUUUCGGCACGUACAGUGAUGGCAGGGAACAAACUAGUGGCGGGCAAUGCCUUGCCCCUUAUUGGUCGGCGGUUGAUUUGGAAUAUUUCAAAAAUGGUUUUUCAAAAGUGUUCUACAAGAACUACUUUACUCGCGCAGACGAUCCCAGUGUUUUUGAAAGGAUUGAUGAGGCUGCAAACUUAAUUAAAAAGAUUACUAACUAUCGUUCAAGUUGGUUGUCGGUUGCCACGUGGAUUAAUCUCAGACCAAAACAACCUCUAAACAAUAAUUUUCAUGCGUUAAAUACAUUCCAACUUGUGCUAGCCAGCAACUCUAAACUGGAGGCUGUUGGAGUGUUUUUAUAUGAAAACAUCGAUUGGGCGUAUGGGGUUGACAGAGCCCGCUAUCAAUUUUUUACUCAAACAAGCGACUUGCCAGUCAUCGGUUUCAACUCCGGAAGUCGACAUCCCGCUGAAAUAAACCGAUUGUAUAAUUUUCCAACGUCUGGAACAGUAAACGCAGAGGAGGUUGAUGAUGAAAGAGAACCUAACACGGGAAAAGAAGGAGAAAUUGUACUUAAUUUAAAAACGGCAGUUCCACCUACAAGUGCAGAGAAAUGUCGAGAAUGGGUCAAUGGGCAAAUUGACCUUGGUGUCAGAAGAUCCUUUUGUUCGUCAUCUUGUGCACCCACUUUGCAACUUGAACUGUUUAGUUUAGGAAGCAAUUUUUUUACUUCGAUAAGGACUUUUAAAUCAGGUCUUUCAAAUAAUCCCAACUAUUGCAUACUUAAACGACAAUGGUUUAGAACUAGUGCAGAUGAGUGCUGCUACACAUAUUUUGGGGAUCGCUUUUCAUUUUGGUUGAGCAUUUGGUUCAGAUCUUUCAAUAGCUUUUGGAUCGAUGAAAUUCCUUUGCAAAGAUCUGGUCCAGGACACUGGCAUCCAUAUCAUCCUUGGUUUAAUCCUGUCGAAUACCAAGAAGAAGAGAGCCGCUAUCAAGAAUGCUGUAGAAAUUUUGAUAGCACUCAGGAAUCGUGUUCCCUAUUUUACAGUAUCCGCCCGAUUUGUAACAGUAACUUCUGGUUUUUCCCAUCAAUUUGGGGCACUCUUUUUGGAGAUCCUCAUUUUGUGACUUUGGAUCGUAAAAACUACACUUUCAAUGGCUGUGGUUGGUACACAUAUUUUACAGGAAACAUCUCAGGCAACAACCAAAGCUCGCUUGUGGUUCAAGUUCGAACAACAAGGGUUGGUGACGUCAAUGCUACAGGUUUUACAGCUAUUGCAAUAAAAGAAGGUUACUCAGAGACCAUCCAAGUCAAUUUGAAUGCUUCAGGUGCUCUAAGUCUUCGAGUUAACAAGUCUGAAGCCAAUCUUCCUUCACAAAAUGGAACUUUACUUGAUAGUGGCAUUUCUUUAUCUUUUGAAAACAACACGUUGGAAAUUUCAACACCUCUUGGAAGUGGAGUACGAAUAAAGGCAGCAGCAAAUGGAACAUUUUUCACUUUUGUCGUUGCUUUGCUGCAAGAAUAUAAAAACUCAUCACUUGGACUUGCUGGAAAAUGGAAUGAUAUUAUCGACGACGACUUUACUCUCCCUAAUGGGACCGUCUUACCAAUAGACUCCAGUGAAUCAGAAAUUUUCUACAAUUUUGGAGAAAUGUGGAGGGUUCCGCAGAACGAAAUAAUUUAUGAACCUGUUGAUGACGACAGUGAUGCUUUUAAAUGUCCUACAAACUUUGCUCCAAUCUUUUUGAAUGAGGCAUUGGAUAAUCUUAAUGAGUCAUUCAGAGCCGAAGCUGAUAAAGUCUGUGGUAGUGAUGUGAAUUGCUUGUUUGAUAUAGCUGCGACAGGUGACUUGUUAAUUGGUCAGUCAACACUUGAUGAAAGUACAACUAUAAACAACGAACUCGGCCAAAUUGAAAACGGACUUCCUAGAUUCAUAAGAAAUAUAUCAACUAUCAAUGUCACUCUGGGAAUGAAUUUUACCCUCGUCUUACAAGCUGUAGAUCCUGAUGAUGAUGCAAUUGACUUUGACGUACCAUCACGUCCCAACGGAUCUGAUUUUUCUAAGAAUGCCACACAUUUAAUAUUUACAUGGUCUGUUCUGUCUGAUGAAGUGGUUGAUAUAACGUUCGUAGUUACUGACACAAAAAAUGGAACAGCAACAUUGAGUCCAUCUAUCCAACUUUGCAAAUGCGAAAAUAACGGCACUUGUUUUGUUCCUGAAGCAACAUCGAAUGAACUAGCUUCGUCUAGGCCAAAAUUUCUUAUUAUGUCGUGCACAUGCCAAGUUGGCUUUAUCGGUCAAUUUUGUGGAGAGGUUCGAGAUUUCUGUAUAGGUGAAUUUGGACCGACUUGCAAUCCUUUGGUCAGGUGUUUUAACUCACCAACUAAUUUUACGUGUGGACCUUGCCCAAACGGAUACAGUGGAAAUGGGCAAAGCUGCUCAGAUGUCGAUGAGUGCCAACAAGGUCAAUCAGGCUGUAGUCAAACUUGCCGUAACAAUGCAGGCUCUUUUGAGUGCAGAUGUAGAACUGGCUAUGUCUUGAAUUCCGAUGGAAAAACCUGCGAUGAUAUUGACGAAUGCUCAAGACCAAAUGAUUGCAGUCAGCUGUGCAACAACACCAUUGGCUCAUUUAAAUGUGGCUGCAGGGUUGCGUUCGUGGUCGAUCCACAAAAUGAUCAAAACUGUAUAGCUCAAACAGAAUGUGGUUCAAACAACUGCAAUCAGACAUGUUAUGUCGAUCCAACAGAAGGUGAAAAAUGCCAAUGUCGAAAUGGAUAUACCCUAGGAAUGGAUGGAGAAUCGUGCAAUGACAUUGAUGAAUGCGCAAAUCCUCAAAGUAACUUGUGCUCGCAAAGGUGCCAAAAUACAGCAGGGAGUUACAAUUGUACAUGUUUACCUGGAUAUACUUUGACUGACUUAACGAAUUGCGAAGAUAUUAAUGAAUGCCUAACUACCCAGAAUCUAUGCCCUAACAUGGGACAAGAAUGCGAAAAUCUCCCUGGUGGCUUUAGAUGUAGGUGCUCAAGAAGAUUAAAUUUGGUUCUUGUGAAAGGCAUAUGCGUAUUUCAAAACGGACGUGUUGUAGUUGAUGGUGCUCCAGCACCACCAAACGCAACUAAUGAACAAAUAAACAAUGCUGUGGAAAUAAUAAUCAUCAACUUCCAGACUUCAAAUUACACAGAAGAGAUAAAUGACAAAUUUAAAGAAGAGGUGGCCAAAUUACUUAAUGCCUUUUGCAAUGAGAAUGAACUACGUCCUCAAGAUUGUGGUGUACAACAAAACUCUUUGAUGUUCAAUUUACUUAACGUGGAAAGACUUCCUGGUUAUCCAAAUAACACUGGAAACAACGUCACUUUAAGAUUUUAUGUUGAUUACCCAGCAAGUAUUCGAAAUGGUACAAUGGAGCGGUCAACGUUAGGUUCAAUUCUGUUCACCGAAUUGCAAAAACUGGAAACCGCUCUUAGCCUGUCAUUGGUUGUCAAUACUCCGCUUCUCGAUGAUGUGAGACCUCCACCGGCAGCACAACUCAGUAAUACCGUUUUGCUUACCAUUUCAAAUUUCACAACAACUCUGUGGACAACCUUAUACGACAGAAUUUUCAGGAGAGCAGUGGCAGUCAGUAUCAAUAGGCACUGUCAGACAGACAACUAUACUCGCUCUCGAGUUUGUCUUCUACCAGUCUCCGGAAGUUUUCAGGAAGGACAAAUUAGCCGUAUACCAGGUUUUCCACGUCCAAAUGGACAAGGUGUUGACAUCGAAUUUUAUGUCAAUAGAACAAACUCUCUGCAGCCUCUUCCUCGUCUUACACUUGCUUCAAUACUAGCAAUAGUUGAAGCACCUCUAGAGAGAGUCUUAUCACGAAACGUUGAAGUCCGAACUUCGUUUACACCUCUUGAUCCACCACUUGCUAGUUCCGAACAAACAGCGAACAGUAUAGUCAUAAGAAUUAUGUAUAAUACCAAGUGGAACGAUCCAAUCGAUCGCCGCCUGAGAGCAGAUUCACUUGCUCCACGGAUAUCAGUAUAUUGUGCUUUAAAUAGAGAGCAAUGUAAUAUACCAACAGGCACAUCAACAUCAUUUACCGUCAAUGAUGUCCAGCGUACUUUGAACACAACACCUACCAUAGUCAAUGACAAUCAGAUUGAUUAUAGUUUCUAUGUAAACUAUCCUGGACAAAACAUUUCUAUUGCGCAGCAAAUCCUUGCGUCCGUUGUAAAGAUUGAGUUGGAUGCAAUACAAUCGUUAUCAGAUCUCUUUUUUUCCAUUCAAACACCGUUUGUUCUACCCACAUCAAGUAAUAUCACUAUGCUUCAGUCUAAUAACACUGUUCAAAUAAGGAUUCUCAAUCAACAGGCAGAUCAGUGGCACGUUAUCCAAGAUAACCAGUUUAGAGCUGCAAUUGCUUCUCAGAUCACAAGCUAUUGCUUAAAUAAUCUUAUUAUUUGUGGACUUAAAAGCAAUCAGUCAUUCCAGUCUUCACAAGUUAUUCGAACUCAUGCUUCUCCUACACAAAAUGGCGUGAAUUCCACGUAUACGUUCUUUGUCAUCUAUCGUGAUAAUAGUCCAGUACAACGUAAUCUACUUGCUGGAAUCUUGAAUAUCCAACUUAAUCGCACAGAACGAACCACAAAACUGGAUCUAAUGGUGAUCACAUCGACAUUAGCUGCACCAGCCACUGCUGCUACAAAUAACAACACAGUUAUUGUUUCUGUCAUUGGACAAAACGCCGAUCAGUGGUCAGCGAUACAAGAUAAUUCAUUCCGAGGCUAUGUGGCAGCAGCAAUUUCUGAAUUUUGUGCAAAUGAUAGUCAAUGUAAAGAUACUGGGAGUCAAGUAAACAAGACCCACGUACAGAUUGUUCAAGGCUCCCCGAGACAAAAUAAUGCAAAUGCUAAUACAGAGUUCUUUGUGAGAUAUCCUGAUGGUCAAAUUCUAGAAAGAGAACUUCUUGUGGCGAUUUUAAAUCAGAGUCUUGCGUCAAUCGAAUCAAGCACUGGACUCAAGCUAGUUAUUUUAAUUGAAGAACCUUCAUUAACACAUAUAUCUAUAUUUACACCAACUCGUACAUCUAUACCUUUAUCUUCAUCUACAUCUUCAUCGUUGUCUUUAUCUUCAUCUUCAUCUCCAUCUGAAUCUCAAUCAUCUUUAUCUUCAUCUUCAUCUCCAUCUCCAUCUGUAUCUGUAUCUCCAUCUGAAUCUCCAUCUCCAUCUUCAUCUAUAUCUAUAUCUCCAUCUCUACCUACGUCUUCAUCUCUAUCUCCAUCUCAAUCUACACCUAAAUCCAUACUAACAUUCUCACCUACAUCUAUACUUAUAUCCACACCCACAUCAACACCUACACCCACAUCUAGAUCUACCCCUACACCUGAUCGUGAAAUUGUGGACAAUACUGUCACAGUCAAACUUAUAAACUUUAAUGCAAGCAAGUGGAAUGAAAUGCUUUUCCAAGCAAACAUGGCCGAACAAAUCAACGUUUUCUGUUUUGAGGAGGAUAUUUGCAAUGCUUCAUUGCCUAAAGGAACCAACCUUACAGCUGAAAAUAUUAAAGUGCUGCCUGGCUCGCCGAUGGAAAUAAAUGCUACUUGUGCAAAUCUAUCUUUUUACGCUGAUAUUCCUGACAGAAAUAAAUUAUUACCUAAAAAUCUUCUGUCGACAAUAUUCUACGAAAAACGAAAAGAGAUACUGGCUGAAUUGCCUGGUGUAGAGGUUGAAACUCCCCCUGUAGAACUCCCUCUUGAAAACCUUACAGAAGCGCAAAGAAAUAACACAGUUAUAGUGGUACUUGUAGUACUGGAUAGUGACAGAAAUCAGAUAAAUUUACUCGUCAUUUUUGAAAUAAGAAGAGCCAUGGUAGAAAGAAUGAACACAAUUUGUUUCGGUUCUGAAGGAGAUGUUUGCCAACUUCAAAGCAAUCGUCGAAGGAGGAAGAGAGCAACUAAUAGCCGAAAUUUUACUCUAGCGGAUAUUACUAUCAACUCUGCGAGUGGUAAUGGAAGGGCAGCGCUAGACAUAGGCGUCAAUAAGCCAGGUACAAAAGAUCCAGUCAAUAAAACUGUUGUCCAAAAUGCCUUAAGGGAGCCCUUACAAAUCAGAAAUUUUAACCUGACCUUGGCACCAUCAUCAUCGACUCUUACCUCUGCACCAUCAUCAUCGACUCUUACCUCUGCACCAUCAUCAUCGACUCUUACCUCUGCACCAUCAUCAUCGACUCUUACCUCUGCACCAUCAUCAUCGACUCCUACCUUGGCACCAUCAUCCUCAUCACCUCUUAGUUUGGCACCAUUAUCAUCUCUCACCUCAAUACCAUCAUCACCAUUACUUCCCACCUCAGCACCACCAGACGAUGAUGACGUGGAUUUGCCAUUAAUACUGGGAUUGUCUAUUGGUGGCGUAUUGCUGUUGAUCUUCUGUUUUGUUGCCUUAGUAUAUUGCAAGGCUAAGAAAGAUUCAAGGUUUAAAGUCCCCAGAGUGAGCCCAGGAUCUUACGGUCACAGCAGCUGGGAAUUUGAAAGAGAUACACCGUAUGGGGGUACAGCAUUUGAAGGUAUCAGAGCUACAUCUAGAUAUGAUGAAGAUGGUUUACCUGUCGAUGAGGACCCACGUCAAUAAGAUGACAUGCAGCCAUGCAAUUGCAUAGUUUAAUGAUUAGUUAGUAAUAUAUAUAUAUUGUUUGCCACUUUUCAAAUUCAGUACAAAUCCUUUGCAAUCUUCCGGGAGCAAUUUUAGUGGGUGGAAUGAAGACUGAAAAGAUAUGAAAGCAACAACACCCGACGAAUUUAUAAUAAUCCUUUGAUCUAAAUAAACACACUCUCUGCAUGGUAUUGAGCCCAACUAUUUAUAUUAAACUUUUCUUUAUGCCAAUUACAUGCAUAUACAUGUAAAUAAAUAUUUGUAUGACACUAAGCAAUUGUUCGUACUCUAUUUUUAAGUCUAAUAAAGUCUACUUUUAAAUCACGCUCGCAA
Xenia sp. Carnegie-2017 is the source of this 7328-nucleotide messenger RNA. RefSeq lists its product as uncharacterized. Gene Ontology annotation, biological process: cell-matrix adhesion. Lineage: Eukaryota; Metazoa; Cnidaria; Anthozoa; Malacalcyonacea; Xeniidae. The coding region runs from base 78 to 6974 and encodes 2298 amino acids. The transcript is spliced from 37 exons. The record is from RefSeq and is a predicted model, not a curated record. Gene Ontology annotation, molecular function: calcium ion binding.